AUGAUAAAUGCGCCAGAGAUAAUUAAUUUACUCAAAGGCCCGUGCAGCACCUCCCCGUUCCAUCCAGUGGUCGCCUCGCCCUCUCAGUGGUCCACUGACUGCGUUGCGUCUUCGUGGCUAGCUGCAGAGCCUAGUUUAGCACAGCUCUCACACUUCGACGUCAAGACUCCGCCUGGUUUAGAUCAUGAUGCCCCAGCCGCGCCCGUGAUUCCCAUUCUGUCCAUCCUCUGCCAUCCUCUGCUUCGGAUUCCCACGCUCGUUCUGCCGUCCAUUUACAGGACCAUCGCCACGCUCACUACCCGCAUACGCAUGACCAUACCCGCCACCAAGACGCCAGCCACGACAGUCGCCGCGACGAAGGCCAGCGAUUCCUCGUCGCUGGAUGCCCGUUCCCUCGCCGCCGCCGUGGACGCUGCUCUUGCUGCCCGCGCUGACGAUGCCUCCUCAACUUACGUCACCCAGGUCGUUCAGACUAUUUCUAUCGUCCAAGUAGUCGACAACUCUGGCUCGCCAAUAUCGACUUCUACCGAAUAUGCCACCCCUAAUACCGUCGUUGUCGACCCUAGCACGGGCGAGACCAUGUCACAAUCUGGCCCUGCCUUUACCAUUGCCGUGAACCCGAGCAGCCUUCUACCGGGUCUUGGACGCGAUUCAUCAUCCACGCCAUCUACCACAACCUCGACUCACCACACGACCUCGACUUCGUCGCAGCCCAGUUCCGCUCCGAUUCCUCCCUCGUCCGUCUCUAGCUUUCCCACCUUGUCGGAUACGAGCAACGGAACCGCCUGGGGUAAUGCAACCUCGUUCGGCACUCCGUCAAAUUCCACAAUCCGACCGACUUCCCUGACCCAGUCUCUCAAUUACAAUACUACUGCGACGCAAUCCGACUUUGACCUCUUUUCAACUUCAAGCGACACGGAUACGAACACAUCAACCUCUUCCCAUUCUUCAUCUUCUUCGUCUUCGUCCACAUACAGCUCGACACCGACUUGGAACUCUCCCACGGUUAUCCCCACGGUCGCAGGUAGUGCUGAAACUUCUUCCACCUCGUCCACGUCGGGUAGUGAUCCGCUAUCGACUCAGCAAAAGCAAAUCGUUGGGGGAGUCGUGGGAAGCAUUGCAGGUGUGGCCUUUCUGGCCUUGCUCGUCAUGCUUGUUAUGCGUUACAAGAAGAAGAGAGGCAGUGAGUCUCUACCGAGCAGCGCAGAUACUCGAACCCUCCCGGCUUCGCGUGGCCCAGGCGCAGCUAUCAACCCCAUGGGAGAGCGAAAUGCGGCCUCCUCAUCUGUCAACGCAGCUUUCGCGGCCUUGACUAGUAAGAAUCAGUCAAGGGGCAUCGCUGGGGGCACCUCCGAUACGCUUGAAGUACCUGGCAGUGGCGAACGAGGCUUCUACCGUGUGUCGGGCCGCAAGCUGCCGUCUGUUCUCUACACGGGCGGUGAUGGAUACUCGGACCCGCGUGAAAGCACCAUGAGCCAGUAUUCGCAAUCCUCCGAGCCUUUCAAUCGUGGCGAGGAGCCUUUUGCACUCGGUAGUCCUAUGCGACCAGUAAGCGGCGUGCCAAUUAUGCGGUCGGGGCCCGCUCGCAUACCGGUAACGGAAGCCAACCCGUUUGCCGAUCCAAUUCCGUCACCGCCGAUGGGAAAAAACGACUCGCCACCCAGACGCCCUGGAUCUAGUGGUAGCACGCGAGGAUCCAGCUCACGGUUCCAGGAGAGCAUAUGA
This is a messenger RNA of Cordyceps militaris CM01, 1725 nucleotides long. RefSeq lists its product as uncharacterized. The transcript has 5 exons. Lineage: Eukaryota; Fungi; Ascomycota; Sordariomycetes; Hypocreales; Cordycipitaceae. The record is from RefSeq and is a predicted model, not a curated record. The coding region runs from base 1 to 1725 and encodes 574 amino acids.